Molecule: messenger RNA, 10905 nt
Organism: Neospora caninum
Lineage: Eukaryota; Apicomplexa; Conoidasida; Eucoccidiorida; Sarcocystidae
Product: putative Tyrosine kinase-like (TKL) protein
Exons: 10
Coding region: 1-10905 (3634 amino acids)
Biological process (GO): protein phosphorylation
Molecular function (GO): protein kinase activity; ATP binding
Source: RefSeq, a predicted model, not a curated record
AUGGGGGGUGGCGUCGCGCGUGGGGGGAGGGGGCCAUCUCGGGGUAAUUCGCUGCUGGAGUCAGAGACUCUUUCUUCUCUGCCUUCGGUUCUCCUCCCGCCUCUUUCUCCGCUUCCCUCGCCGUCUCCAGAGCUGCUCGACGAUGCAGCCUGCUUCCCUUUCUUCGGCCCGGAAGUUCACGACUCGAGUUCCAGCGGCCAGUCUCCGUCGCGCCCUGUCUCCUCCAUUCUCAUUGUUUCCCCCUCGUCAGCUCCGGCCUUCCUCCGCUACGCAUCCUCUUCCCACACGACCUCGCCGCUGUCCUCGCCUUCUCUAGUGUACAUACACCCUGUCUCGGGCUCUGUCCAUCCGUUUCCGAACCGCCCGCCUCCCACGCACCUCGUUCUCGCCGUUCCUGCGUCUGCCUCGUACUCUCCGGCCUCCGCUGCGUUUCUCGAGGGCGACAGCUCGGCAGCUGCAGCCUCUGCGAGGAGUUCCGCGCGGGGACCGCUCGAGACAGCCGACGAGGCCUUCUUCGCUUCCCUGCAGUCGAGCGUCGUCCAGCUCCUCAAGAAAUCAAAGUUCAUUCACACCUUGGUCAUUCGCGGAGACGGCCGGUGGCUUGAAGUUCUGAAAGAUGUCCUCCGAGACCACGCGUCCGUCACCUCGGUCGCCCUCGAGGCGAUCACCAACUUGUCCGAGAAAGAAGUCACCACUGGAUACGCCCGCCUCCUCUCGGGACUGUCCAAGUGCGCGGCGAUUUGCAUGCGCGGCUGCGGCCUCACGUCCAAGGGUCUGCGAAGUCUCCUGCGAGCGCUGGGGAAAAAACACUCGGAACUGGUGGACCAUCUCCAGGAGAUCGAUUUAACGCACAACGCCCUGGACGACGACGCCGCCGCUCUUUUGUUCUCGCUGCUUUCCACGAGUGCGCCGCGUCGUCUCGUCUCGCUUCGCCUCGGCCACAAUCCCUGGACGCUCGCCGCGUUGGAUCCUGUUUUUUCUCUUCUCGCCUCUUCCGCUGCGGGACAGGCUUCGUCGGAUGGCGACGGCGUUCGUUUGCUCUCGCUGACUGGGUUGUCGCUCUCUGGCGAGUCAGCGUGGGCGUCGCUGUCGCAGUUUCCUUCCCUUCGCGUUCUCUCUCUCUCAGCCUCGCGUGUCGAACCCCCCAGACUUCUGCGCCGUCUUCUACCUGGCCUCUCGGUAGGCUCCUGUCUCUCUCACCUCUCGCGUCUCGACUUGUCUUUCGCGCCUUCGCUCGUCUCCGACGACGAAGUCGCCUUCCUGGCAGAAGCGCUCUUCCCUCAGGAGGCACCGGCGCGGGCCGUGGCUCCUCCUCGAGGCAAGCCGAGUGCGGGGCACAAGAAGGCGGGGAACGCACCGGUUCAGAGCAAAGGCAAGGGCUGCGGAUCUCCCGUGGCUGCGCUCCGCUCGCUGUCGUUAGCGGGGAACAACUUAACCGGCGGCUGCCUUCCAACUCUCGCUCUCAGUCUCUUGUCGCCGAGCUGUCGCCUCGAGCACCUAGAUUUGUCGUUCAACGCGUUCGGGAAAAAGAAGGCCUCGGAGCGCGACACGCGCGGGGAGACCCAGACUCUCGGGGCAGAGUCCAGGGACGGAAAAGAGAAAAAACGCCCGAGAGGAAGAGCCGGGCGGAAGCGCACCGAGGAAAAAACGGAGGACGAAGAACCUCUCCCAAUUGAACCCCUCGUCGAGGCUCUUCAGCAAGGGUUCGAGGCUCCUCACGCGCCGUGCAGUCUCCGUUUCCUUUCACUGGCGUUUUGCGAGCUAUCGCUGGAGGCGCUUCAGCAGCUCGCCGCUGCGCUUUUGACGAACGGCCAGCAAUUGGUUUUCUUGGAUUUGCGCGGGAAUUUGCGCGAGGCGGGCGCGGCAUGCAGAGGCUCGAAGCAGCGCCGAGACAAAGAGGACGAAGCAUGGCGCUUGGCGCGGCGUGCAUUCGACACCGUCGCGGGGGCGUCGGGGCGUCAAGUCCUCCUGCUCGACGGGGAGGAAAACGAAACGGGGAAGAAGCGAAGAGCGGACGCCGAGGAAACCGGGGGGCGGAAACGGCGGAGACGGGACGACAAACCGCGGCGUGGAUCACGCAGGAAAGCGGCAGAAGUUGAAGAGGAGGACGAGGAAGAAGAUGAAGAAGAGGAGGAAGAGGAAGAAGAUGAAGAAGAGGAGGAAGAGGAGGAAGAGGAAGAUCUGGAGGCAGAAAAGGAAGAGGAGGAAGGAGAGGAAGAAGAAGAGGAGGAAGAGGAAGAGGAAACAAAGAGCGGUGUGCGAGACGGAGGAAGUGCUCGGACGGAGAGAAAGAGGCCAAUCGGAGUGAAGAGAAGGGUUGCUCGAUCGAGAGGAAAGACAGAAGAGGCCAAGAAAUCUGAGACGACAUUGGAAACGGACAGUCGCAGGCGAUCAAGUGUAAGAACGCGAAGACAGCAACAGGAAGAGGAGGAGGAAGAUGAUGACGAAGACGAAAGUUUUGAUGAACUGGACGCAUUGGAAGCGGAACAGAAUGCCGAGGAAAGUAGUGAAGAGGAAGAAGACGAGGAAGACGAGCAGGAAGAGGAAGACGAGCAGGAAGAGAAGGACGAGAAAGAGGAAGACGAAGAAGAAGAGAAGGAAGAUGAGGAAGAGGAGGAUGAGGAAGAGACAACGCGGGCGACUUCGCGAAGGAGAGGACGGCGAAGUGUAGCGCCUAACGAGAAAAAAGAAAAGGGUGGCGUGUCGAGAGAGACUGAAAAUCGAGAAAAUCGACGCCGAGAGAGGACUAAGGAUGACGGCGAGAAGGGCGAGAAAGGAACCCCCCGCGCGCGCCGACAGAAACGUCGAGCUUCAGGAUCUUCGAGAGCUUCGGGUCGGCGAGGGAGAGGCAAGAAAGACGAUUCCGGAGAGGAAGAAGAGGAAGAUGAAGAGGAAGAUGAAGAAGAAGAUGAAGAAGAAGAUGAAGAGGAAGAUGAAGAGGAAGAUGAGGAAGAGGAAUAUAUGGAUGAAGACGAAGAUUAUGAAGAUAAAGAAGAGGAGACAGUCGUGGGGAGGAAGGGGAGACGAAGGCGUGGUGGGCGGCAGAGGAGCGGCCAUGUUGCCCCCGCGGCCGUUCGAAAGAGAAGAAAGACCGCAGCAGAGGCGGAAGAAGAGAAUGACGAGAAAGAGAGAGAAGAGAAGAAAGAGGAGGACGAGAAAGAGAGACAGAGAGAAGAGAAGAAAGAGGAGGAAGAGAAAGAGAGACAGAGGGAAGAGAAGAAAGAGAAGGAAGAGAGAGAGAGAGAAGAGAGUAAGGAGGAAGAGAGAGAGAGAGAAGAGAGGAAGGAGGAAGAGAGAGAGAGAGAAGAGAGUAAGGAGGAAGAGAGAGAGAGAGAAGAGAAGAAAGAGGAGGAAGAGAAGGACGGAGUUUCGCCGUUGCUUCGUGACGGCAGGAGACGGAGGUCGGUGGGCGCCGUCGCUCUUGGAAGGCCGAUGCGGCCACGCAAGACGAAAGUUGACACUGACGAGCAGACUUCGCUUUUGACCGAAGACAAAGCGAGUGAAGACGUUCUUUCGGGUACCGAGGCAGCUCUGAUUCUCCCGAAUCGUUCGCGGCAAAAAUCGAGGAAAGGCGAGGAGCCUACCUCGCUUCCGCUCGUGCGAGCGUCGCGCGCUUCCUCGUUUUUUGUCGCGGAAACAGGCCGCAUAGGAGCUGGCGGCGCUCACCCGCGGCGAUCUUGCUCAGCCGCUUUGGCGCCCGGGCUCCCGCCGGAGGUGCGCGUCAGCGACGUCUCCGCUGGUGAGAGAAUCGCAGGUCGACGCCAGUCUACGUCUUUCCCUGUCUCUGUGUCUCCCGCCCUUCUCCAGGUGCCGACGCCUGCCGGCGGAGAGAGACACCGGAGACGCGAAGGCCUGUUAGGAGUGAGUAAGGACGACGGCGGUUUCGGCGGAGGCAGAGCCUCUGUGGUUCCUGCGGCGUCUCCCGUGGACUCGCCCUUUCUCAUGUACUUUGACAUGAAGCGAGAAUACCCCUCGCCGUCGUCCUUCUCUCACCGCGGCUUCGAGGAAAGAAGACAUCCGCUGAGACAAGGAGAGGAGGAAACCCGGAGCAGUGACGCCGUGGAUGUACACCGCGGCCAAGGAGUGCCCCUCGAGCAAGGCGGCGUUGAGGGAGGCGGAUUGAGUUCCGCGUGUGCGUCUCUCGGCGUUUCCCGGAUCCGCCGAGGGGUUUACACGGACGAUAUGAACGAACAGGAAGAGGCGAGGGCGCGCGUCGAGAGACGAGGCGGUCUUGGCGCGUUGCUGCCGCCCGUUCCCGCGUCGGCUGAGGACCAGCGCGACGUUCUUCUCUGUCUCCAUCGAGCCGGAAUCCAGUUACUGAAUUUGUUCUUCCCUCGGGACGCGCACAGCUACGUCGGCAAGACGCCGCUGCAGCCGCUCCUGCGUUCGUAUCCUCAAGAUCUUCUUAUUGGUUUGAAGCAUAUCCUGUCUUCUCACUACAUGCCACUGCUCUCCUUCCCGGACAUCUACACCCUGCAACAACUCUAUCUGUCUCCGCACCUCUCGCCCCCGCUGCGGCUGCUACUGUCGAUCAUCUUCGAAGAGCUGCCGAGGACCAACAUGACUUACAAGUACCAGCAGUACGGCAUUCUCGGCUUUGACGAGAAUCUGUGUCACCCUGGAAAAGUUCUCUUUGACGGCGGCCCCGGCUGCCAGGCGAUCCACGCUGCUGAGUUCCGCGUCUUCUGGAUGCGGCGCCACGGGCGCCGCUUGGGCCGGAGACGCGGCCCCGGCUGGGGCUCUAGAGCCCAACUCGCGGUCGGCAGGGGCAGCGCGGGCGAGCUGGUCGCGCACUGUGCGCCGUUCCAGUCUCCGCCGCCGCCGCUGCCUUUGUCUUCGCCGCCUGCGCAUGCCGUGAACUGGGCCAGGGAAGAGCGGCUGAGAUUCGACGGGGACAGACGGCUCCGAUGCGGCGAGAAAGCCGAGAGGCGAGAGCCCGACGCGAAGGACGACGCCGUCUCGAGCGUCUCCUGCAUCUCAGACGGCUUCGACGACUUGGCCUCGCAACCCGGCGCGUCCCCGCCGUGCCUGUCUCCGAAGCACCAGCUUACGCGUCUCCCGUCGACUCCGCAGUUCGUGGAGACUCCGGACCGAGACCGCGGCCUCGCUGGCCUGUUGGGUUCGCCUGGGUCGGCGUUUGCCGCUGGACUCGACGGCGGAGACGUCUUCACUCCCAGCACUGUGUUUGACCUUUUGGAGCCGUCGCGUCUCAACCCUCUCGCCGCGGCGCUUGCCUGCGACGCGGGGGCCCCGCCUUUCGGGCGCGGAGACACCUUUGGAGCCCAAGGCGCGGAAAAGGGGUCGCCGUUCUUCGGCGUGGGACUCCAGUGCACGUGCGGUUUGCGAGGCGAGGAACACAGGCGGCCGAGGGUGCGCGAAGAGAAGCCCCGCUUGGCAAGCGAGAACAAGCGAGCUACAGUCGACGACGCGACGCGAGCUCCAGUCGACGACGCGACGCGAGCUCCAGUCGACGACGCGCCCCAGGGGAGUGAAGGCGCGACUCCCGCUGACGCGCCUCCGAAUGAAAGCGCUUCCGCAGGCAAAGCGCCGAGCGCCGCGGCGAACCCCGAGAAGGGCGUUUCAGAGCUCUUUGCGACGCCAGCACCGUUCCGGUGGAUGAAGAAGGCGCUGGGGGCGAUGCGAGGCCAAGCCGCGGGGCCGAAGAAGUCAGUUGUGAGAAAUUUGGAUUUUUACUUUCGGCAAAAGGGCGCAGCGCAGAGCUGCGAGAAGCCUGGAUGGGCUGUGGGGGAGGCCCCGCCGGGGCCUGGCGCCGUCUCUUCGGCGUUUCUCGACGGCGAGGCGGCCUUCGCGGAGGCGCGGGAAGAGCCGCAGAUUUCAAGCGCCAACGGAGACGGUCUCGUGAAGAAGCGCCAAGACGCGGCGACAAGUGUUUUCCACGGUCCUGCGCCGCUUUCUGCUUCGCUUCUCGACUCCAAUCCUCCCGAGACACGACGCGACUCGGGCGGGUCUUUCCUCGCUUCCGAGGACAGGGCGGCUCCUGCGAGCCUCGACUCAGCUGUCUCCUCGCCUGCGCUCUCGGCCGCAGAGUCCCCCGAGGAAAGCGAGAACGAACGGCAGCUGGGUCCGGCGCGCGGGUGCGCCGGCGAGGUGGAGACACCGGCCGCCCGCGCAGGAGACGCCCUCGAGCGCGGGGGCGAUUGCCGGGGCCCGCAGAGCGCGCCGAGCGGAGACGCGAAGCGAGCGCGAGGCUGCGAAGGAGACAGAGGAGACAGAGGCGUCUCCGGCGUCCCUGCGAAGCCGCAGCCGCAUGCACUCGUGCCGCAAGAUCGGUUCGUGGUCAGCUGGGACGACGACGAGUGGAUGCGAUCCAUCGAGUGCUUCCUCGACGACCUUUCUCUCUGUCCGAGCGCCGCUCCGUGUCCCGAGUCGUCUGCUUCUUUUUCGGAAAAUUCUGUCCACGCUGCCACAUGCCCACUCGCCCAGGGAGCUGCGCAGGCCUCGCGUCCCGGCCGCGUUCUCAAUCCGCCCCUCUUUCCUUCCCAGUUGCCUCCACCGUCUCCUUUGUCUCCGCUCUCGCUCUCUUCUGUGUCGGCGCCUCUGGUCCCUGCGCGGCCGGCUGGCCCCGCGCCUCUCUGUCCGGCUCCAGGGCCGUGCACGUGUCGCGAGGUGAUUGUUGUCGACGUGCAGAGCGACGCACAGCUUCGGAAGCGGAUCUGGGACGUACAGACGCUGUUUGCGGGGUCUGCGGAGCUGUCGAUACACCGGAAGAUCGAGCUCUUGCGGCGGAUGGUUCUGCGGAACAUUAAGUGCGCGUCGACGGGGUACGGCGAACAAAAGGACGAACUGAAGCGACUGGCGACCGAGCACGACGGUUUCGUCUACCUCGGAGACGUCAAGUACGGCUUCUCCCGACACAUGGCGCUCUUGUUCAAAGUCCUCUGCGACGUCUCGCAGAUCCCGUGCCGCGUCAUGCGCCCCACAGUCCCCUUCGAGGACGAGGAGACACUUGGAGACAGUGGAGCCAGGGCGUCGGGUGCGCCGGGGGGAGGCCCCGAGACGCUCGCAGAGGAGGGGAAACCCUGUGCGGCCUCAGAGAACGACGAGAGCUUCCAGAGGAGACUUCUCGGAGGCGAGCCUGACCGGUCUCGCCAGCGAGCGCGCCGCGACGGGAGACUCCCCGAUCGGUCCCAGGCGGAUGGGUUUGCGAGGCGCGAAGACGAAGAGGAGUUUGUGUACAACGUGGUGUUGGUGAAGGGGGCGGCGAAUUCGGCGCUCGAGCAGUUGAUUCCGAUCAUCUGGACGCAGAACGCGUCUUCCCUCGCUCUCUGGAGACGUCAUCGGCAGCACGCGGAUCUCGGCGCGAAGCGAUCAGAGGACGUGCGAAGGCCGUUUGUCUCCGAAGACCGCGACAGAAAACGCGGGAGACACUCUUCGCUCCUCGUGGACUUCCUCGCCUCCGGCUUCGUGCGGCUGAACCCGCCGACGUUCUCCAUUCCGCUCCCGAGGCGCCUGCGCGCCCUCCAACGGCGAAUGGAGCUCGGAGCCGCAGGCGCGGCGAGCGCCUGGGGCUGUGUGUCGAAGCGACUUCUCCCCGAGCGAGUCCCGUCGCUGCGCGACAAGGCGAAGGACGCGGGGUCGAGUGCAGGGACUCCAAACGAGAGCUGUGGAGACGCAGGCGACGCAGACGACGCAGUGCCCUGUCGAGUUUCCCGGCCUUUCAACUACUUCAAACACGGCUGGGUUGACCGCCGGAGACCGCAUGCAUCCCACUGUUGUUGCUGCGCGGGGCGCGCGACGCCGUGCCUCGAGAGCGACCGCGGCGGGGGCCCAGCGGAAGGGACAGCCGGGGAGACAACUGCAAGCGACGCAGGAAGGGACAGCAUGCAAUUCGAGCCAACCAGAGGCGAGCUCGAGAGUGGGGCAAUGCCCAACGAGGAAGUUGAAAAGUCUGAACGAGAAGCCGGCCUGGGCGUCUCGCCAGUGGGAGAUAAGCAGCAUCGCCAGCACGCGGAUCUCGAUCGCCUUCUGCUGGCCGCGAGCGGCGCUUCGGCGUUUGUGUCGCUGACCGGGACGCCCUCGUCUGCCGUCUCUUCCACGGAGUUGGACCUGGACGCGUUCUUCGAGUUUCGCGAGAAGCUUGGAAAAGGCAGCUUCGGGGAGGUUUGGCGAGUGCGGCUCAAGAGCGACACGCAGGCUCUCGCCUUCCCGCGCAAGGCGAGCGAAGAGAGCAAGGAAGACGGGAGGCGAAACCGCGAGAAGAAGCGGUGCCGAGAUGACAAGACAGACGCGGCCGACAGAGAGAAGGACGAGACGCUCGGGACGGAAGCCGAGGAGGGAGAGAAAGAAAGGACGGAUCGGCGAGAAGAGAAACCAGAUGCGUGGACGCGAACGACACAAGAGCCCCUAGAGAACCUGGAAACUGAACGUGCACGACCCGAAUACGCCCUCAAACUUGUCCCGAAAAGCGAGGAGAACCUGCCGGAAGCCGAGAUCAUGCGCAGUUACUCGCACCCCCGCGUGGUACCCUUCCUCGGCGUCUUUGAGGGAUUCCAGAUGUUGGAAGAUCGCAGCAAGAAGAAGGUGAAAAUAUCUUCGUUCUGUUUCCUCAUGGACAUUGCCGACCAGUCGCUAGAGAGUCUCCUGGAAGAGCACGAGAAAGCAAACACCUGUAUCGACGUGGAAUUCAUCCUGACGAUUCUCCUCGACACUGCUCGCGGGAUGAACUAUCUUCACUCCCCCAGCGCGACGAAGCCUCACCUGCUUCAUCGAGACUUGAAGCCAGCGAACAUUCUUCUCAAGGACGGCCGCGCUAUGGUGACCGACUUUGGGGUGGCCCGUGUGGCAGAAGUUUCCUUCGAGCACGAAAUGACUCAAGGACCCGGAACAGAGGGGUACAUUGCGCCGGAGCAGCGAACGGCGGCGUACGACCGCCCCGCAGACGUUUGGGCGUUCGGCGUCGUUUGUGCGCGGCUGCUCGGCCUGCGCGAGUGGAAGAAACUGAGCGAACCUCAACACCGCGUCUCGCUCGCCGAUUUCGCUCUGAAAGACGCUUUCCUCAUCAACCUCUGUCUCGCCUGUCUCGAGCGCCGCCCGCUCAUGCGUCCCACGUUUCACCAAAUCGUCCAGCGGCUGAUCGACAAAAUCUUCCGCGUCGAGUUCGAGAGGAUCCUUCGGACUCCCUACCGCAACUGCCUGCCUCUCCUCCACCUCGAAAAUCCGUUUUUCGCGUCUCCCUCGUCCCUCGCUUCUCUCGCUCCGCGUCAACCUUCACGUGCGCUGGAGGCCGUCGGGCGCGGAGGCCGAUUUGGAGACACGUGUGGGGAGGCGAAGGAGGCGGUGGGUAUUGAGGGGCGAAGCGACGAAGAGAAGAGCGGCGCGAAUACGCCUUUCCGCUCGCCGUCUCUGUUUCCAGCAAAGGCGCUGUCGCUCGUCGAAUGUGAGGAGACAGGCGCUGACGAUGCGCGAGCAAAGAGUCCAAGUGAGAGGAAGGCGACAUCGUCGGCAGGAAGUGGAAAGAGGGAGAGCCGAGAGUCCCCGCAAUCUGCGAAGAGACAGAGAAAAGGGAAUGAUCUGGAAGAGGCGUGUACAGCUCUCGGAAUCGAGGACGAGCGGUACUUUUCCGGGGAGGAGAGGCUCGAGGCGUCUCUAGCGACUGCGCCUGAAAAAGCUCCAGGGAACCCCCUGCCGGAUCCCGACGUAGACCCAGAAGAAGAGGAAGGAUUUUUCUCGCGCGCGCGGUUUCGAUCCGACAGACGUGCGCGGCCUCUCCUGUCGUCAGGAGACACUUCUCCAGUCAGCACGGAGCACGAGCAGGUCGGCGACGCAGACUGCCCCAGCGCCGAGAGAAACGACGGCGAGGGAGAAAGCGGGAAGAACGAGGAAGAACGCGAGGGAGAAGGCGGGAAGAACGAGAAGAAAAGCGAUGAAAGCGUGCGUGUCGACCGUGGAUGCGCACCUGCGAUUGGGACUCCGCCUCGAGGCGCCUCAUCUAUUGUUCAGAAGAAAGCUGCGAGUCCGGCGGCGAAGAAGAAACUAUGGAAACCAGGCACACCGGUUUCGCCCCGAGUUCCUCAAAGGCCCUCGUCUUCGUCUUCCUCGUCUUCGUCUUCCUCUUCGUCUUCUUCCUCUUCAUCUUCUUCGUCUUCCCCGUCUUCUUCGUCGUCUUCUCCCUCCUCGGUGUCCUCGCUUUCGCCGGUGGACGGUCGGUCGAAGCGCGCGCAGUCGCCAGUUCGCGGACGGGGCGAGAGCGAAGAAAAUCGCCGGAGAGGCUCGGCUCCACGGAAGGAGGCGAGGCGAGGCGAAAGACCAGCGCAGUCGCCGGACAAGGAACGCGGAAGCUGGCGUCGCGCAACUCCAGGGAAAGAACGGAGGCCGCCGGAGAGAAACGCUGGGAGAUCGCCUACGCAGAGCGCCGUUCAGCGGUCGCCCAAACCUGUCGCUUCCUCGUCUUCCCUUUCUUCGCCUCUCUCUCGCUUCGACGAGGCAGGCAUGCGGGGCGCAGAAGGUUUCCUCCGCCAGGCUUUUACGCGAGCAAACCGCAGCCAAGUGAACGAGAAUCCGCGGACCUCGGUCUCUCCUGCUUCGCCUUUCUCUCCCUCUUCUCCGGCUGGGCUGUCUGCGCGCUCCGGCUCUCUCCCGAGAACCCGCGUGGCGGGCGAAGGCGCGCCUGGUCCAGUGGCGGGACACAGCCCCGCGUCCCGGCCGUUCGCCUCGCAUGGCGAUUCUCCCUCGCGCUCCGGGGACUCGGCAAAAUCUCCGGGGCUCGCGUGCCGUGGCGCUUCUCCGCUCUCGCCGUCUGCCGCGAAGCCUUCCGAGAGUUCUUUCCCCGCUUCUCCCGGCUCCGAGCGCGUCGCGUCCGAUCUCGCCUCGCGCGGCCAGGCUGUGCACGCCUCUAGGGUGCCCUCGGCUUCCGCGGCGCCGACCGCCACAGGGAACCGUGAGUAA